Messenger RNA from Chanos chanos (milkfish), 2766 nucleotides. It is a transcript of the gene actn3a, whose product is annotated as actinin alpha 3a. Bases 1 to 2766 code for a protein of 921 amino acids. The record is from RefSeq and is a predicted model, not a curated record. NCBI's taxonomy places the organism in Eukaryota, Metazoa, Chordata, Actinopteri, Gonorynchiformes, Chanidae. The transcript has 21 exons. Gene Ontology annotation, molecular function: protein binding; calcium ion binding.
AUGACCACAAUCGAGACGCAAGUGCAAUAUCACAGCACCUACAUGACGACGGAGGAGUACAUGACCCAAGAAGAAGACUGGGACCGGGACCUGUUGCUGGACCCUGCAUGGGAAAAACAACAGCGUAAGACCUUCACUGCCUGGUGUAACUCUCACCUGCGUAAGGCAGGAACGCAGAUUGAGAACAUUGAGGAAGAUUUCAGGAAUGGACUCAAACUCAUGCUCCUACUGGAGGUCAUCUCAGGUGAGCGACUCCCAAAGCCCGACAAAGGCAAAAUGCGCUUCCAUAAGAUAGCCAACGUGAACAAAGCCCUGGACUUCAUCUGCAGUAAAGGAGUCAAACUGGUGUCCAUUGGUGCUGAGGAGAUUGUUGAUGGCAAUGUGAAGAUGACCUUGGGAAUGAUUUGGACAAUCAUCUUGCGUUUUGCCAUCCAGGACAUCUCUGUGGAGGAGACAUCUGCUAAGGAGGGCUUGCUGCUGUGGUGCCAGAGGAAGACUGCCCCCUACAGGAAUGUUAAUGUGCAGAACUUCCACAUCAGUUGGAAGGACGGCUUGGCUCUGUGUGCCCUCAUUCAUAGACACAGACCUGACCUCAUUGACUACUCCAAACUGCGCAAGGAUGACCCUAUUGGAAACCUCAACAUUGCCUUUGAAGUGGCAGAGAAAUUCCUCGACAUCCCGAGAAUGCUUGACGCUGAAGACAUCGUGAACACUCCCAAGCCAGAUGAAAAAGCCAUAAUGACCUAUGUGUCCUGCUUCUACCAUGCCUUCGCUGGGGCAGAGCAAGCUGAGACAGCAGCUAACAGGAUCUGCAAAGUGCUGGCCGUCAAUCAGGAGAAUGAGAAGCUGAUGGAGGAAUACGAGAAACUCGCCAGCGAGUUACUUGAAUGGAUCCGCAGAACCAUUCCCUGGCUGGAGAAUCGUGUCGCAGAGCAGACUAUGAAUGCCAUGCAGCAGAAGCUGGAGGACUUCCGUGACUACCGCCGCGUUCACAAGCCGCCCAAGGUUCAGGAGAAGUGCCAGCUGGAGAUCAACUUCAACACGCUCCAGACCAAACUGAGACUGAGCAACAGGCCUGCGUUCAUGCCCUCUGAGGGCAAGAUGGUUUCAGACAUCGCUAAUGCCUGGAAGGGCCUGGAACAGGUGGAGAAGGGCUUUGAAGAAUGGCUGCUGACAGAGAUCCGUCGCCUGGAGAGACUGGACCACCUGGCCGAGAAGUUCAAGCAGAAGUGCUCCUUGCAUGAGUCUUGGACCGCAGGGAAGGAGGAGCUGUUGUCUCAGAAGGACUACGAAUCGGCCUCCCUGAUGGAGAUCCGUGCUCUGAUGAGGAAGCACGAGGCCUUUGAGAGUGAUCUAGCUGCUCACCAGGACAGGGUGGAACAGAUUGCUGCUAUUGCCCAGGAGCUGAAUGAGUUGGACUAUUUUGAUGCCGCCACCAUCAAUGCUCGCUGUCAGGGCAUCUGUGACCAGUGGGACAGCCUUGGCACUCUGACUCAGAAGAGGAGGGAGUCACUGGAGCGUGUAGAGAAGCUUUGGGAGACCAUUGACCAGUUGUACCUGGAGUUUGCUAAGAGGGCAGCUCCCUUCAACAACUGGAUGGAUGGAGCCAUUGAGGAUCUCCAGGAUAUGUUCAUUGUGCACAGCAUUGAGGAGAUCCAGAGCUUGAUCACAGCCCAUGACCAGUUCAAGGCCACUCUGCCUGAGGCCGAUAAGGAACGCAUGGCCACUAUAGGGAUCCAGAAUGAGAUUGUGAAGAUCGCUCAGACCUACGGGAUCAAGCUGUCAGGCGAGAACCCCUACACUGUCCUCUCCGCCCAGGGCAUCGGCAACAAGUGGGAGGCUGUGAAGCAGCUGGUGCCACUGCGUGACCAGAUGCUGCAGGAGGAGGUUGCCAGGCAGCAGGCCAAUGAGAGACUUCGACGACAGUUUGCAGCUCAGGCCAACAUCAUUGGACCUUGGAUCCAGACCAAGAUGGAGGAGAUUAGCCACGUCUCCGUCGACAUUGCCGGCUCCCUGGAGGAACAGAUGAGCAAUCUGAAACAAUACGAGCAAAACAUCAUCAACUAUAAAUCCAACAUCGACAAGCUGGAGGGAGAUCACCAGCUCAGCCAGGAGGGACUCAUCUUUGACAAUAAGCAUACCAACUACUCCAUGGAGCACAUCCGUGUGGGCUGGGAGCACCUGCUCACCACUAUUGCUCGCACCAUUAACGAGGUGGAGAACCAGAUCUUAACCCGUGAUGCCAAGGGCAUCAGCCAGGAACAGCUCAAUGAGUUCAGGGCCUCUUUCAACCACUUUGACAGGGUGAGGCCACCCUUCUUAAGAGAUUUGUUUUUCUAUCACUGUUACAUUCUAAGUACAUAUAUCACCCAGUCUCCGCAGAAGAGGAAUGGCAUGAUGGACCCAGAUGACUUCCGUGCUUGUCUGAUCUCUAUGGGCUAUGACCUGGGAGAAGUUGAAUUUGCUCGCAUCAUGACCCUGGUGGACCCCAACAACACGAGUGUGGUCACCUUCCAGGCCUUCAUCGAUUUCAUGACCAGAGAGACAGCUGAAACUGACACUGCUGAGCAGGUCAUGGCCUCCUUCAAGAUCCUUGCUUCUGAUAAGAUGUACAUCACAGUGGAUGAGCUGAGGCGAGAACUGCCCCCAGAGCAGGCUGAGUACUGCAUCAGCCGCAUGACCAAGUACAUUGGCAGCGACGCACCGCCCGGAGCCCUGGACUACAUCUCCUUCUCCAGUGCUCUGUAUGGAGAGAGCGACUUGUAG